This is a messenger RNA of Chrysochloris asiatica (Cape golden mole), 462 nucleotides long. It is a transcript of the gene UBE2L6, whose product is annotated as ubiquitin-conjugating enzyme E2L 6. The transcript is spliced from 4 exons. Bases 1 to 462 code for a protein of 153 amino acids. The record is from RefSeq and is a predicted model, not a curated record. Lineage: Eukaryota; Metazoa; Chordata; Mammalia; Afrosoricida; Chrysochloridae.
AUGUCGGCGUGCAAGCGGGUGGCGAAGGAGCUGGAAGAUCUGCAGAGGGAGCCUCCCCGGUACCUGCGGAACCUGGUCAGCAAAGAUGCCGACGUCCUGGUGUGGCACAUGCUCUUGCUGCCUGACGAACCACCUUAUAACCUCAAGGCCUUCAACCUGAACAUCAUUUUCCCCGAAGAGUAUCCUUUCAAACCUCCCACAGUAAAAUUCACAACCAAGAUCUAUCACCCCAACGUGGAUGAGAAUGGACAGAUGUGCCUGCCCAUCAUCAGCAACGAGAACUGGAAGCCAAGCACCAAGACCUGCCAAGUCCUGGAGGCUCUCAUCCUGCUGGUGAAUAAACCGGACCUGGGGCAGCCCCUACGGGUGGAACUUGCUGACCUGCUGGCACAGAACCCAGAGCAGUUCCACAACAAUGCCAGAGAGUUCACCCUCCACUACGGUGUGCAGCGGCCCGCCUGA